UUAUAGAAAAAAACUUUUUUUAAUCAUUUUUGAAACUAAUGGUGUCUUGUGAAAAUGCCUUCUGCAAAUACCGAAGAAUUGAGGCGAAAGUUCACAGUUGUUCAACAACAAAGAUCAGCACCCCCAGGGUUUUCAGCACCAGGUGCUGGAGUUGCUUCAAAUUCAUCGUCAGUUUACGAUCCUCUAAACGCUUCAUCUAUUCCUUUAAGCUGUACAAAUGCGGGAUUCUUGACUGUCCAAGAGCCCGAAAGAACAUACGUAUUCCCGGGUCCAGGCAUGCUUGGUGGAAAUGUCAUCAGUAGUACGACAACCGGUAUACCAGGAGUGGCGAUUAUUAACCCAGCUCCUAAUUCGUUAGGCGUAACUUUAGCGACGGGCCGCGGUCAUGCUCGUUCCGUUAGCCAUGGUGGUGGUGCUAUCCUAGGUCCCAGCGGUCGCCCUAUAAAAUCUGCUUUGAAAGGACACCAAAGGGCUUUUUCACAAGGUCAAAUUACGGAUUCACCUGGUGCCACAAACACUCCUAGGGGUCACAGUAGGGUAGGGUCGAAAACUGAUUUCAUAUUGCCACCCGGCCAUAAAGAGGAAAAUGAAACGCGUGAAUUCGGACCCUCCGCACCAUCUUCAGCGACCGGUCGUGGUCAUUCUCGGCAAGCUUCUCGUUCCGAAUCAAUAUAUACACUGCGUCGCUCUGAAACUCCACCUUGGUGGAAACGUAUUGGAAUAUGUCAAGCAGAAAAAUGUGAAGAACGCACAUAUCGUAUUGUAGUGCCAAAUCAUACCGUUCCGCCGAAAACACCAAAACGUGACCAUCCAAAUGGUCACUUUGUCGGUAAUAAAAUACGCACUACCAAGUAUACCCUGCUCUCGUUUAUACCGAAAAAUUUGCUCGAACAAUUUCACCGUGUAGCAAAUUUAUAUUUUAUUUUCAUAGUCUUACUCAAUUGGUUUCCUGCCAUUAAUGCAUUUGGCAAGGAAGUUGCCAUGAUACCGGUCUUAUUUGUUUUGGGUGUAACUGCUGUGAAGGACUUGUUUGAGGAUCGUCGACGGAGAUUUUCCGAUAAAAGGAUAAACAAUUCAACAUGUCGCGUGUAUGAUGGGUAA
Messenger RNA from Musca vetustissima, 1101 nucleotides. RefSeq names its product phospholipid-transporting ATPase IK-like. The transcript has a single exon. The record is from RefSeq and is a predicted model, not a curated record. NCBI's taxonomy places the organism in Eukaryota, Metazoa, Arthropoda, Insecta, Diptera, Muscidae. Gene Ontology annotation, molecular function: ATPase-coupled intramembrane lipid carrier activity. Bases 55 to 1101 code for a protein of 348 amino acids. Gene Ontology annotation, cellular component: plasma membrane. Gene Ontology annotation, biological process: phospholipid translocation.